Messenger RNA from Chionomys nivalis (European snow vole), 3134 nucleotides. It is a transcript of the gene Rmi1, whose product is annotated as RecQ mediated genome instability 1. Gene Ontology annotation, biological process: double-strand break repair via homologous recombination; resolution of meiotic recombination intermediates. Lineage: Eukaryota; Metazoa; Chordata; Mammalia; Rodentia; Cricetidae. The record is from RefSeq and is a predicted model, not a curated record. Bases 428 to 2284 code for a protein of 618 amino acids. Gene Ontology annotation, molecular function: nucleotide binding. The transcript has 4 exons. Gene Ontology annotation, cellular component: nuclear body; RecQ family helicase-topoisomerase III complex.
UAGAAUCUCAGCUAUUGGUUGGGAUGCUGCUUUCCUGUUAAAAAUAUUUGAAGCUGGUUGAAAAUUAAUCAUUGAGCCAGCUAUGCCUAAGCCUUAGUGACAAGUAAUGGAACCUUCCUACUUUAUUCUUUUCUGAUCAUUCCUAUUAGCUGGGAUUUAGAAUGAAGAUUUGCACGGACAUCCAAAUCUAUCAGGCACAAAGGGUCAUUUCUCUGUAAUAGAGACUUUGAGUACUCCACUGGACACCUAGCUUGAAACCCUGUCAUCAGAGUUCAUGCUGUUCUGCAAAGGUUUCUUUGUGGCUUUGGAGCCUGUCCUGGAACUCACUCCAUAGACUAGGCUGGCCUUGAACUCACAGAGAUCCACCUGUCUCUACCUCCCAAGUGCUGGGAUUAAGGGUGGAUGUGUAUGCUCCAAUUUUAAAAAAAUGAGUUUAACUAGUGAUGUAUUAAGAGUUGAAACCUGGCUUUUGGCAACAUGGCAUGUUAAAGUGCCUCUAAUGUGGCUGGAAGCUUGUGUUAAUUGGAUCCAAGAAGAAAAUAAUAAUGUUAAUUUGAGCCAAGCACAAAUAAACAAACAGGUGUUGGAGCAAUGGCUUCUUACUGACCUGAGAGACUUAGAAUAUCCUCUCUUACCUGAUAACAUUUUAGAAAUUCCAAAGGGAGAACUGAAUGGAUUUUAUGCUCUACAGAUCAAUUCUUUGGUUGAUGUAAGUCAGCCUGCGUAUUCGCAGAUACAAAAGCUGAGAGGAAAGAAUAUAACCAAUGAUCUAGUUUCAGCUGAAACACAGAUUGCUCCAAAACCAUGGGAAGCAAGGCCUUCCCGGAUGCUGAUGCUGCAGCUCACGGAUGGUGUCACUCAAAUUCAAGGGAUGGAGUAUCAGUCUAUUCCAGCUCUCCAUGGUGGUCUUCCUCCAGGUACAAAAGUUUUGGUUCAUGGACGCAUUUCAUUCCGUCUUGGUGUUCUCUUGUUGAAACCAGAAAAUGUGAAUGUGUUAGGGGGUGAGGUAGAUGGUCUUUCAGAAGAAUAUGCUCAAGAGAAAGUACUUGCAAGAUUAAUUGGUGAACUUGAUCCUACAGUUUCAGUUGUACCAAGUAAUUCUGAUCACAGUUUGCCCAGAGUUUCAGGGGGGUUGGAUGCUGUUUCAGGACCUUCAGAUGAAGAACUCUUGGCAAGUCUCUAUGAAAGUGAAGAGCCUGCAGCAAGCAAUGAUACAUCACCCACGGAAGGAAGCUGUUUCAGCACAGGCAGCUCCUCAACUCCCACUCCCACAAUUCAGUCUAGUUUUGAGCCCGGAUGUAAUAUUUCUUCAAAGCACAAAGAGAAGCCAAAUCAAUCUGUGCAUUUCACUAGUGGAGAGUUUGAUGACUUCUCACUGGAAGAGGCCUUGCUUUUAGAGGAAACUGUCCAGAAAGAACAGAUGGAAACAAAAGCAUUACAACCAUUAACUUUGAAGAAAAACACAGAUAAAUGUGAAGAGAUAUUUUCACAUAAACCUAAUACUCUGAACCACACUCCUUUGAUUAAUAAACAAGGAAACAGCAAUUGCAAUGAAAAAAAAUUAUCUGAACAAAUAGUUCACAAAGACAAAUUUUUUAGCUGUCCAUCUGCGAGAGACCAUAAGACACUCUUAGCCCAUGAUUUUACAGAUGACAGUAAGACUUUGGAAGUCAGUAAUACAACAGAGCAAAACAUUGACAGUUCAGAUGAACAUUGCUCCAGUAAUAAAAUGUUAAACAGAAAACUAGGAACCUGUCUAUCAGAAAAGAGUUCAGAGGUUUCUAAUGAAAAUGGCUCCCCUUUACAGGCUCGGUCUUCAAGAUCAAUUGAGAAUAAUACUGAUCUCUCUACUGACAUGGACUUACAUUCUCCACCCUUUAUCUAUUUGUCUGUUCUAAUGGCCAGGAAGCCAAAGGAAGUCACCACUGUGACAGUCAAAGCAUUUAUUGUCACUUUGACUGGGAAUCUCUCAAGCUCCGGUGGCUGCUGGUGUGUAACUGCAAAGGUUUCUGAUGGCACCGCCUAUCUAGAUGUGGACUUUAUAGAUGAAAUACUUACCAGUAUGAUAGGCUUUUCAGUACCAGAAAUGAAACAAUUAAAAAAAGACCCUCUUAAAUAUCAAAACUUCCUAAAAGGGUUACAAAAAUGUCAGCGAGAUCUGAUAGAUUUGUGUUGCCUGAUGACUAUUUCAUUUGACCCUUCUUCACACAAAGCCUUGGUACUUGGAUUACAAGAUGUUGGUGUGGAGCACCUUGAGAACCUAAAGAAGCGGCUGCAUAAAUAAUUUGACAAAAUACUAUUGGAGUACACUUUAAAACAUGCAAGUAUUUGUUCGUAUUAUUUUUGAAACUCUGUAAAGGAAGGAAAAGCUUUUGAGCUUAAAAAUGGGUGAGAUGGCUGAGUGGUUAAACAGGCUUCUGCCAAGUCUGAGGACCUGAGUUUGAUCCCUUGGUCCCUUGUGGCUAAAGGAGAGAAACAACUCCCAAAAUCUGUUGUCUGUCCUUCACACAUGCAGCAUAGAGCUCGUGCACACAUAAAAACACAUAUACACUAAAUGACAUUUAAAAAUAAAGAUAUCUAAUCAAAAUGCAUGUGAAGGGUAUUUUUGUUUGAUUUGAUAAUGAUGGGUCAGGACCUUGUAAUGCAAGCAAGCCUCUAUCAUGAAGCCUAAUCUCUAGACCCUUAAAUCUACAUUCCCAGGCUGGCCUCAAGCUCUCUUGUACAGCUGAGAGUGAUCUUGAGUUUCUGAUCUUUGUCUCUGUCUCCCAAGUGCCUGGAUUAGGGUUCUUCGGUUUCAGUUGGUGCACUAGUUUAAACCAUGACUGUGUGUGCUAGACCAAUGCUCUACUGACUGAGCUAAUCCCCAGUCACCCAUGUUGAAGAACUUUGCUGACUCAUUCUUGCUGAGAAACUGGCUUUCUACUUGUUGAAUAUGAGAUAAUGGGUAAAGAACUGUGAUGGGCUGACAAAAUAGCUUGGUGGUAAAGGCUGUUCCUGCUGAGCCUAAUGACCUGAUUCUUCUCUUGGUCCUACAUGGUGAAAGAACUGUCUCCCACAAGAUGUCCUCUGAUUUCCACAUGCGACCCCCCCAUGCAAUGCACAAGGAAUUAAAAUGUUCCCCAAUGAGAUACAUU